Messenger RNA from Durusdinium trenchii, 2616 nucleotides. The record is from the annotation of a GenBank genome assembly. Lineage: Eukaryota; Dinophyceae; Suessiales; Symbiodiniaceae.
CUUUGUGCCUAAAAUGACAUGGCUUGGGCAACAACACAGCCCCUGCUGCCCCAAUAUACUGAACUCGGCUUGCGCAGGCAUAGGCGUGUUGGCUCAGGUGAACGUAGGCAGGGUGCGAUCCCACUACGUGACACGAUUCACACUCCGAGACGAGGAGCGACAGGGCGAAAACGGACAUGGUGGUGCGACCAUCGGAUUUCAGCCUCAGCCAGAGUUCGGGCAGUCCUCCAAAACAGUUCAAGAAGAAAUUCGAUUCAAAGGAGCUCAACAACUUUGGAAAAUGUCGUUGGCGGGCCUACUUAUUGGUGACAUCGCUUCCAUGGGAAAUCGCUGUAAGCCUGGUGAUUUGUGGCAACUUUGUGGUAAUCAUCCUUGAAGCGAAUUAUGGAGCUGCUUGUGAUGGGGACAUGGUUAGUGGCUGUGUGCCUGGCUAUUUGGCAGUGGUGAAUUACUGCUUUGUGGGUUUCUACACAUUGGAAGCAUUGGCAACUUUGUUUGUUUACAGGGCACGUGUAUGUCGGGAUCACUGGACUCUCUUUGACCUGUGCAUUGUGUUAAUGGCUUGGGUGGACAUGCUCGUGUCAGCUAUAGUGACGACCGCAGGUCUGCAGGAAGUGCAACUCCUGCGACUCUUCCGCAUUGCGCGGCUGGCGCGAGCAGCCAGGAUCGUGCACAUGUCCCCCGAGUUGAGGGCUAUGAUGAAUGGCGUGAUCAGUGCGCUGACCACGGUGUUUUGGGGGCUUAUAAUGGUGAUGCUCCUCCUGGCCGUAUGGGCUGUCCUUGCGGUGGAGCUUUUGCACGACACAGCCCAAGAUGUACAUGCAGACAAACCAAUCUGUGCAGAGGCAUUUGAUUCCGUCUUCAUGGUGAUGUUGAUGUUCUUCCAGACUCUCAUGGCUGGGGACAGCUGGGGUGACUGUGCAGUCCCCAUGAUCCAGAGAAAUCCACUCUCCCUCAUUAUUUUUGGAGGCUCCUUGUUGACCGUCCAGCUUGGUUUUGCGAACUUGGUCUUGGCUGUGAUAGUCGAGCGGGCGCGCCAAGCACAUGAGGAGGAGCAAAGGCAAAACCUGUCUGAACAGAUCAAAAAACGCCGUGAAGCAGAGAACCGGUUGCUUGAGAUGUGUCAGCGCAUUGAUGUGGACAAAGAUGGAGUUUUGACGCUGGAAGAACUCAUGGAGGCUUAUGCUACUAAUGAGGACUUCAGGAAGACCUUGCUCCUUCUUGAGAUUGAUGAGACAGAUCUGAUUUGCCUAUUUGACCUCAUGGAUGUGGACCGCUCGGGAGAUUUGACCUAUGAGGAGCUUGUGAACUGUAUUCACAAGUCCGAAACUAACGAUCUAAAGCGCCAGAUGAUGAUGGUGAAGCUGCAGGUCCAGGAUAUUUGGCUUCGAAUUCGCGACCAUUUGACCGAUGCCCAAGAGAACAUCAUCAGCUCGGUGAGGGGUGAGGUGCGCAAGCCCUCGCUCUUGGACGCAAAGACUUAUUUGAUAAGGAAACUCACCUCCAGCAGCAGCUUCGCGAAGAAAACGUCAAAUGUCUCCAACUUCAAGAAGCAUCUACAGGGCAUGGCGGCCAUCAAGGAGAGUCACCAGCCAGUGGACGCGGGCACGGAGUUUAACGCUCAUGUCUUCGCUAUGAGGCAGAUGCGAAAUGGAAUCCAUCAGGAGCUGGAAAUUCAGCUUCAAAAAAUUCAAGAGUAUGUGGACAACGAAGUGACAAAGUUCAUAAGCCACCAUUGGCCGUCAUCUGGAGUUGAUGAGGAGAAUUGGCAAAACGCGCAGAACCAGUGGGGUGUCGAGGCUGAGGAUGUGCAGCGGCCCUCUUCUGGUCCAGUGUCACCAAGGAAAUCGCCAAGACAAUCGAAACAGGAAUCUGCGACCGCUGAGUCAUAUGAGUCCAGACUUGAGCGACCUCAGCGACAUUCUGGCCGAUCUAGCCUGUCUUCACCUCGGAUAGAGAAGAUUCGCGACGAAGUCGCUGGUCAUGGCUUAAAUGGAGAUGGUUUACGUCCAAAGCGGAGAGUGAGUGUGUCAUCAUAAUGAUGCCACCAUUGGAGCUUCAACUUCCACCGCCAAUGCGCAAGUUAGGCUGAGAUUAGAGACUCCUGAGGUCCUGAGCAGACCAAGAAUUCUGCAUCUUUUUUUGUUUUUUAGUGAAGGAUACGAUAAGAAGUGCUGCACAGAGCUUGUGAGCAGCCUCCACAUCUCGACAGCCUCAGCCUUGGCUAGCCGCUAGCUAGGCUAGCUAGCAAUUCCAGUGACCGGCGCACCUUGAAGAGGUUGCAGCUGCUCACUGAAAAACGUUCAGGCACUGGUCGACAGUACAUUCACCUUUCCCCCCUUCCUGGACCGAUAGGGCUUUGAGCAGGGAGCACGCUCAAUGCCAUGGGCGCCUCACCAUUUUUAAAUGCUCUUGGAGACUUGGUGUAUUCUGAUCUGAAAGGCGCCGCCGUCUCCUCCUUUGUUACGGAUGAACCUGUACACUGUACACAGUCGUACACGGUACACAGUCGUACACUGUACACAGAAAGAGGUAGGAGGUUUGUCGUUUGCAACUUGCAGACCCCCUGCCCGCUCGGCAGCCAAAAGGAGAUUUACCAUUGCCACAUAUUGGCAC